AUGGCUCCGAAAAGAAAGCGAUCAGAUGAUGAUGACGGGGCGACAGCGCAGAACAAGCGAUUUGCAUACCUCAAACCUCGUGUCCGUCACAUUUCGCAGCGUACGAUCAAGUCUAAAUGGACCACUCUUCCGGAGCCAGUCCAGGAGAAGGUCCGCGAGAUGUUCCGAUCACUAGAGCGCCCCGUCAUCGUGCGACAUCGCGAUGAGCGCAAACGAAUUGAGGCCCAGACAGCAGUCGCUGCAGUCGUGAAAAAGUACGUUCCAAUGGCGCAUACUAUCCUGCAAAUGGAGAGGAUGAUAUUGGGUUGCUUUUACUGUCUACAUGGCGAAUUUGAAGCUGAUUUCUUCGCGAUCUUUUUUAGUCUUGGGCGACGGCUGCCUCGAAUGCCAUUUCCCCCUGUUACAAAGGAUACCAAUUUCGACUACGAAUCCUUACUUCACGAGCAUCGGUCCUUAGAGGCACAAUUAUCCACAACGACAAACGGCAUUGACCUCUUGAAAAUGGAAAUCGCGAAGGAGGAGGCAUUGCUAGCAAAGGAGACGAAACAACUGGAAGAAAUGGAGAAGAAUGCGAAAAGGGCGGAGGCAGAACGGAAGAGGCAGAUGAAAAAUGAACAUCCUGUCCUCCGGCAUAUCGACAGUUUACCACAACAUCAAGCAGGAUCGUCCGCCCCUUUUUCAGUUAUAGACGGCCAGGAUGGUGACACGGCACUUUGUGAUGUUAAACCUGACCCGGAGCUUCUAUCAUUGGUAACGCAACUGAACGGGCACCUCCAGUCGAUGCAGAACAACGUCACUCCAUUUGUUGGACUAAAGGACGCAAUCAUACAAGCCCAGGUGGCUUUGGAUCUGGUAUCCAUGCCUGCGGAAUGA
This is a messenger RNA of Rasamsonia emersonii CBS 393.64, 873 nucleotides long. RefSeq lists its product as uncharacterized. The coding region runs from base 1 to 873 and encodes 290 amino acids. The record is from RefSeq and is a predicted model, not a curated record. The transcript is spliced from 4 exons. NCBI's taxonomy places the organism in Eukaryota, Fungi, Ascomycota, Eurotiomycetes, Eurotiales, Trichocomaceae.